UCCUCUCACCAUGAAGAGUUUUGCUCUUCUUUUCCUAGUAGUGAUCUGUGGCGUGGGAGGAUUGGGACAGAAGCUGAAGCCAAAGAAAAGAAGCAAUGGUGAAGAAAUCAAUUUUCGGACUAAAACCAAAGAUGUUUGCACAAUGAGCAUGAGUGGGGAUGAGGAGAUGAAACUUAGAAUUGAAUGCAAAAGCCAAGGCAUGUCCUACUGGUGUGAAUUCACUGGCAAGCCAUCAGUCUGUCGUGCUUUCAGAAACAAUCCAAAGAUUUACUGGAAUCAGAUCGCCGCUGGACUUAGAAAGCUCCCGCAUGCUUGCGAAUCCACGGAAGUGUUGAAGAUCACCAUGUGCCAAAAGGCUCCCACAGAGGCUCUCAUGAAGCAAAUAGCUGCUGGUAUGGAGCCAGAAGAUCUAGCAAACGAGGACAAAUCAGUCCAGAAAACUUCCACUUCUAUGAGGGGAGCAGGGAAAAGCUCUGUUGAGAAAAUAGGGAAACUUCCAAUACUACCUCUUAUAAAACCAACCCAACAUGGUCAAGGGUCUGAAAAUGAAACGGAAGCAAUGAAACUGGCACGGGAACAUUGCUGGGAAUCCCUGCAUGGUUUCUGCUCCUACAUUAUUGGCAUCUUUAGAGGUUAAGGAUUUGCUUAAGAGCAAAAUUUUUACAGCUGAAGAAGGGUCCUUGCUGUAGUUUAAUAAUUUAGACGUAAGAAUUUUGGCUUAAAAAUGAGUCAUCUCUAUAAACCUUGUAGCUGUUUUCUCUUUGCUCCCCUAAAGUGAAACUUUUUAAAAGCCC
Charadrius vociferus (killdeer) is the source of this 794-nucleotide messenger RNA. RefSeq names its product fibroblast growth factor binding protein 2 (gene FGFBP2). The transcript has 2 exons. The coding region runs from base 11 to 637 and encodes 208 amino acids. Gene Ontology annotation, molecular function: growth factor binding. Lineage: Eukaryota; Metazoa; Chordata; Aves; Charadriiformes; Charadriidae. Gene Ontology annotation, biological process: cell-cell signaling. The record is from RefSeq and is a predicted model, not a curated record.